This is a messenger RNA of Nerophis lumbriciformis (worm pipefish), 1494 nucleotides long. The record is from RefSeq and is a predicted model, not a curated record. Lineage: Eukaryota; Metazoa; Chordata; Actinopteri; Syngnathiformes; Syngnathidae.
AUGUGGAGGACCAGAACAGUAUCACUGUUAUUUGCACUGGUGCUGGGCUCUGAGGUUGCACGGUGCAAGGAUGUCGGGUCCAUAGCGGGAGAUGACUUAGCCUUGCAGGAUCAGUUGGAGAAUUUGGGUGACAUAUCGUCAGUACCAGGAACAAAAAGUCCUCAGAUCCUGGCAGCGCAGUUCGAGUGCUAUCUGAAGAUAAUCAAUGAUCCACCACGAUCUGAAGAAGGUAAUUACUGUAACCGCACAUGGGACGGCUGGCUGUGUUGGGAGGAUUCGUCUCCAGGGACGUUAGUACAGAUGUGUCCGGAAUACUUCCAUGAUUUUGACCCUGCUGAAAAAGUUACCAAAGUUUGUAAUCCUAACGGCGAGUGGUUCAUCCACCCUGAGAGCAACAGAUUGUGGUCCAACUACACCCAGUGUCAAAUCUACACCAAAGACAAACGGAAGUUUGCCAUCAGUCUGUACUACCUGGCCAUGGUGGGUCACGGCCUGUCCAUUGUCUCUCUAAUCAUCUGCCUCAUCAUCUUCUCCUAUUUCAAGAGUCUUAGCUGCCAGAGAAUCUCCCUUCACAAAAACAUGUUCCUCUCUUUCAUUUUAAACUCCAUUGUUACCAUCAUGUUGCUCUCGCUGACAGCAGCCAACAACCAGGCCAUAAACACUAGCAACCCUGUGAGCUGUAAAGUUUUGGCUGUGCUCGUCCAGUACACUUCGACCUCAAACUAUUUCUGGAUGCUGUGCGAGGGCAUCUACCUUCACACUCUCAUCAUUGUGGCUGUCUUUGUUGGGGAGCAGAAGCUCUUCUGGUACUACGUCUUGGGGUGGGGCUUUCCAGUUGUUCCUGCCGUCACCUAUGCCGUGGCUCGUGGGCUGUUCUUUAAUGACCGGUGUUGGAUCAACUCUCACACUCACCUGCUAUACAUCAUUCAUGGACCUAUUCAGGCUGCACUCCUGGUGAACUUGUUCUUUCUCGUGAACAUUUUGCGGGUUCUGAUCACCAAACUGAAGGAGACCCACUGUGCCGAGUCCACUGCCUACAUGAAGGCUGUGAGAGCCACGCUCAUUCUUGUCCCGUUGCUCGGAGUCCAGUUUAUUCUUUUCCCCUGGAGGCCAGAGGGGCGCAUCAGCCGGGCCGUAUAUGAUUUCUUUGUAAAUAUCCUCUGCCAUUUUCAGGGACUCCUGGUGGCAAUUAUAUUCUGUUUCUGCAAUAGUGAGGCACAAACAGCGCUAAAGAGAAAAUGGUCACAGUGGAAGUCAGCUUGGGGGAAGACAGGCUGGGGAGAGACCACUGCUGCCAACAACCAUUUCAGCUUCCACAGUAACUCCUCCAUCACAGAGACCAGCCGCGCCACCGUCAGCGCAGAACAACUCGAGUUUCAAUGGAAAAGCGGCGAAAAGGCUCACUUCCUACCUGGCUGGCAGCCAGAGAGAAGUGUGACGUGCAGGAACGGGCAAGCGGACGUGCUCAACAAGCUGAGGACCACCAGCAUGUGA